This is a messenger RNA of Cynoglossus semilaevis (tongue sole), 3013 nucleotides long. Its product is annotated as hamartin-like. The coding region runs from base 489 to 2417 and encodes 642 amino acids. Gene Ontology annotation, biological process: regulation of cell cycle; negative regulation of TOR signaling; negative regulation of cell population proliferation. The record is from RefSeq and is a predicted model, not a curated record. NCBI's taxonomy places the organism in Eukaryota, Metazoa, Chordata, Actinopteri, Pleuronectiformes, Cynoglossidae. Gene Ontology annotation, cellular component: TSC1-TSC2 complex. The transcript is spliced from 14 exons.
CGUUUUCGAGCGUUUUUGACGUUAUUUUCCAUUCGCCGGUCGAUUGCAUCCGCACCGACAGCAAAGAAUAUGUAGACACGGAGGAAAACAGUUGUCAAAUGUACUGUCACUCACUCCAGCCUCUUGGCUCCUUAGAUGAGCACCGAGCCGUUAGCAUGUUAGCUUAGCGGAGCGUUAGUGGUAACUUUCAACUUGUUUACAGCCGACACGAAAGAGUUAGGUGGGGCGCUUUAAACAUCUGCGUGUACCGAGUGUAGAGUGACAAAAGGUUCGUUGCAUAACAUAAAAGUUUUUCGUUGACGUCGAAGCAAAGGCACUUGACAACAGUGACGUCACUCGGACGUCGUACGUCGGUUGGUUGUUUUUGAGUGAGGAUGGCACCUGGGAAGAUUUGGUCCAGAUCGAUAGACAGACGGACAGACAGAUAAAUGGAUAAAAAAAAAUAACUUUCUUAAUCCCUCGGGAGUUUUUUUGGGAAGGUGUGAAGAAUGUCUAAGGAGCAGGUGAGUAUCAGUGACCUCCUGCACUCAUUGGAUAGCUCAGAGCUGCAGGAGGCAGAACAAGUGAGGGCCACAGUCAACCAACAGUUGAGCUCAGACAAGGGCGGCGCCGUCCUCUCCGCCGUGGUGGACUAUUACCUGGAGUCCUCGUCAUCUCAGGCCGUCCUCCUCUUGUCCUCCAUCAGGGAGACUCAUCACAAGGCCCUCUUGGAGAAACUGAAUGAGUCUCUGAACAGACCAUUGACCCGAUUGGUUGCUCUAACACUGCUGGGUCAUCUGAUCAGGAAGCAGCCUCCAUGGGUUCAUCACAUCAGCCGGUCGGCCUUGCUGCCAUCUCUGCUGCGCUGCCUCAAGACUGACAGUGAUGUGGUGGUCCUCAUUACUGCCGUCCUGGUCCUCGUCACUCUGUUACCCAUGAUCCCUCAGGCCGGAAAGCAGCACAUCUACGAUUUCUUCGAUGUGUUUGGACGACUGGCGUCCUGGAGCUACAGAAACCCCGCUCAGUCACCUGUGGUUCACCUGGUCCACCUUCAUGCUGGUGUCUACUCUCUGUUUCACCGUCUCUACGGCAUGUUUCCGUGUAACUUCAUCUCCUACCUUAGACUCCACUACAGCAUGAAGGAGAACCUGGACACCUUCCAGGAGGUCAUCAAGCCCAUGUUGGAACACGUCAGAGUUCAUCCUGAGUUGGUCACGGGGACGCAGGACCAGGAGCUGGAGCCGUCCAGGUGGCGAUGUUACGAAGUCCAUGACAUUGUAAUCGAGUGCUCCAGAGUGUCCCUGGAUCCUCUGGAGUCGUCCUGUGAAGAGGACAUUUACACCUCCCUGAGAGAACCCACCUCCACCUCCCUGUGCUCUUCACCCCCACUCAGACCUCCAGAACUCUCCUCCCCGCUCCCUGCCCUGGACCUCACCUCCAGUCCUCUCAUCACAGAGAGUGUUACCAGUGCUGUCGGUUCGUCUUCUUUGAUCUUUGACACCUGUGCACAGGCUGAUGAUGUCACAUGGAGCCCCUCUCUUUACUGCGGCCUGUCCACACCCCCACCCGAGUCUGCCGCGUCAGGCUCCACCCACCCUCUGGGCAGGUGCACCUCCAUCUCAGGUGAGACGACGAUGAUUAUAAUUAUAAUGAUCACGGUGUUCACACACACACACACACACGCUCUCUCUUUGACAUCAGGUGUAAAAUCUCCCUCACUGGCCUCCGUCUCUCCAACGCCACCUAGUGAAGGGAACCAAGAUGGACGCCUGGCUCCAGACAACAACAAUCAGGUGAAGCCGCAGCCAGUCACAGAGAUGCGGCGCUCCUGCUCCGUCUUUCAGGCCGUAGGAGAGCAUGAGAAGACGAGUCGGGGUGAUGUCAUCAGUCAGGAUGAUGUCAUCAACAAAAGCAAUGAAGAUCUCAGGUCAGCGCUCUUACCUUUACCUUCCCCCUCCGUCCCCUCUGAGCACAUCCUCCUCACCUCCACUCCCAGCUGUGAGCAGCCACCCUCAGGCUCACCUCCUCCUCCUCCGCCUCCUUCCUCCUCCAACUCAAUGUGCUUCACCCCGUCCAACACCUCCUCCUUCAGAUCAGAGAAGGGCGAUGUCGCCGUGGUAACCUCCGCCCCUUAUGAACCGCUGUUUGAUUUGGCGCUGCCUCAGGCCGCUCCGCUCUUCAUCCGAAAAAGGACGCAGGAGUUGUUGGAGAAAAUGACAGGGCAGGAGGAGAAAGAAGCCACGGAGGUGGAGGGCGAGGACCGGGAGCUGACCCAGACCUCUCCAGUCCCCUCCCCUCUGGAAGUUUUAAACCAGCUGAUCACGCGUGGGUGUGACACUCACGAAUGUCUCAGCAGGAGGUUGUCGUCCUCAAAUAAGUCUGUGGAUCACAGUCAUUUUGGAGGUAAACAGCAGAGCAUGAAAACCAAAGGUACCUGAACUAACACUCUGGUCUAACUUUACUGAUCAACGUCACCGACCGACGGUUAAUAAUUAUACGGCGGUUCUAUUUUUUUAACCAGAGAGGGUGGAAGAACGCAGAGUAAAGAUGUUGAACUGUGUUGCUUUACUAAACAGCAUGUUACCGCGGAAAUGUUGUCUUUAAACUGAAUGGUGUGACUUUUUUUUUUUUUUAACUCGACAAGCAAAUGAUGAUUUAAAUGAAAACUCGAACUUGACUUUUUUUACUCUCUAAAGUUGAUGCUAAGAUGCUAACCCAGGCAUGGGCAAACUACGGCCCGGGGGCCCUAUGCGACCGCUUCAGCUUCUCAAUCCGGCCCGCCAAACUUUUCCAAAUUAUUAUUUAUUUGUUUAUAUUAUCAUUAUACUACUGCCUUUUCCCCUACAAUACCUAUGUUUCCCCACUAGGUGGUGUAGAAAGUGCUAAAAGCAUUUGAGCCAUUUGAGUCAUUUAUGUUAGUUCACACCAACGCUCCACCCAUCUGCUCCUGACCCCACCCCCGCACCCCCUGCUCAAUUUUUAGGACAAUUGUGGCCCGCGAGUCAAAAAGUUAGCCCACGCCUGUGCUAACCUU